Drosophila innubila is the source of this 3464-nucleotide messenger RNA. It is a transcript of the gene Ork1, whose product is annotated as open rectifier potassium channel protein 1. The coding region runs from base 651 to 3464 and encodes 937 amino acids. Gene Ontology annotation, biological process: potassium ion transmembrane transport; stabilization of membrane potential. The record is from RefSeq and is a predicted model, not a curated record. Gene Ontology annotation, cellular component: membrane. Gene Ontology annotation, molecular function: potassium ion leak channel activity. Lineage: Eukaryota; Metazoa; Arthropoda; Insecta; Diptera; Drosophilidae. The transcript has 8 exons.
ACGAUCGGCGCUUGUCAAAGGAGACGUUUGAUAGUCGGUAGUCGGUAGUUCGUAGUCGUUGGGGUUUUGAGCUUCCGAUAUUUGUGUGCAGUCAGAUGAUGGACGUAUCGCGUAUCGUAACAACGCGUAGCUGUUGCGUUGAGCGUAUAACCGUUACCGUUAACCGUUACCGCUACCGUUACCGUUAACCGCUAACCGCUCAUCGCUGUAUUCUAAUUCCAAUCCGUCAACGCAGCUGCGCAGCUGCCGCGAGCAGUGGCUCUGGGCAGAGACGUGAGCUUCAAGCAUUUUUUCAAUUUACAAAAAAGAAAAAUACAAAUCAACAUACACACCCACACACCUACACACACACACACACACACAGAUAGAGCGCAAGCACAACAAAAGUGUCAAAGCGCCGUCUGCAACGCUUCAAUUUCGAUUCAAUGCGCGCCGUGUAACGGUAACCGUCCUGUUUGUCUCUUCCUCAAUUCGUCGCGAUCAACGGUUACAGUUUUUUUCCUUUUCGUCUAAACUAGCGGUAAAAAGCAGCGCGCCAAAAAGCAAAACGUAAAUUUUGUCAAAAAAAAAAUAGAAGAAAAGUGAAUAAAUUUUUAUUUUAUUUUUUUCUGUUGGAUUUUUAAAAGUCCUAAGGAAGCGACAGGAGGAGCAUGUCGCCAAACCGUUGGAUACUUUUGCUCAUCUUCUAUAUAUCAUAUCUGUUAUUUGGUGCCGCUAUCUAUUAUCAUAUCGAGCAUGGCGAGGAGAAGGAGGCACGUGCCGAGGAGCUAAAGGAGCGUAUUGAGAUCCAUGAUUAUCUACUGGAACAGUUGUCGGAUAAGAAUGAGACAACGCAGGAUGAAAUUUUGGAGAGGAUCACAGACUAUUGCGGUAAACCGGUUACGGAUUACACAAAGGAUGAAUAUGAAAUUCCGUAUACGUGGACCUUUUACCACGCCUUCUUCUUUGCCUUCACCGUGUGCUCCACGGUGGGAUAUGGAAAUAUAUCGCCAACAACAUUUGCGGGUCGCAUGGUGAUGAUUGUCUACUCAGUGAUCGGCAUACCCGUCAAUGGUAUACUCUUUGCCGGCUUGGGAGAGUAUUUUGGAAAAACGUUCGAGGCGAUCUACAGGCGCUAUAAGAAGUACAAAAUGUCCUCGGACGAUCAUUAUGUGCCGCCUCAGCUGGGCCUGAUAACGACAGUGGUGAUAGCGCUUAUACCAGGUAUAGCCCUGUUUCUGCUGCUUCCCGCCUGGGUGUUUACAUACUUUGAGAACUGGCCGUAUUCCAUAUCCCUGUACUACAGCUAUGUAACGACAUCGACAAUUGGUUUCGGUGAUUAUGUGCCCACCUUUGGUGCCAAUCAGCCUCGUGAAUUUGGUGGCUGGUUUGUGGUAUAUCAAAUUUUUGUCAUUGUCUGGUUUAUAUUCUCCCUGGGUUAUCUGGUCAUGAUAAUGACAUUUAUCACACGUGGACUGCAGAGCAAGAAAUUGGCACAUCUGGAACAGCAGCUAUCCUCGAAUUUGAAGGCAACACAGAAUCGCAUCUGGACGGGAGUUACCAAAGAUGUUGGCUAUCUGAGGCGUCUGCUCAACGAGCUCUAUAUACUCAAAGUGAAGCCCGUGUACAGCGACACGGAGUUUGCCUACAAUCUGCCCCGCUCCGCGUCCUGCCCCGAACUGAGCAUGUACCGGGUCGAGCCGGCUCCGAUACCCAGCAGGAAACGGGCGUACUCCGUGUGUGCGGAGUUGGCAUCGGGUCAGUCAGGUGGCCUGGUGCACGCCAAUUCCGACACGGAGCUGAGCAAAUUCGAUCGCGAGAAGACCUUCGAGACGGCGGAGGCGUACCGCCAGACGACGGAUCUGCUGGCCAAGGUGGUGACGGCUCUGGCAACGGUACAGCCGCCGCCGCCGCCGGAGGCUGAUGAUGCGCCGCUGUACGGCGGCUAUCAUGGCUUCUCCGACUCCCAGAUCCUGGCCAGCGAAUGGUCCUUCUCCACGCUGAACGAGUUCUCGACGCCACGUCGUCCCCGUGGACGCGCCUGUUCCGACUUUAACAUUGAGCCACCGCGUCGUCCGUUGCACCGGGCACCGCACAACCACAACGAAUGGACCUGGAGCGGGGAUAAUCAGCAGAUCCAGGAGGCCUUCAGGAAUCGCUACAAGGGACAGUUGAAUGGCGCCGCCAGUGACUCGUAUGUGGUGCAUCUGGAGCCCGAUCAUCUGGAGGAGCAGCUGAAGAAGAGCAGUACCAGCGUGGCGAACGGUCGUGUCAAGAAAUUCUCCAUGCCCGAUGGUCUGCGCAACGCAAGCCGCACGUGGUCCGCCGGCUGGAGCGGCGACCUUCCAGCAUCCACGGGGCCGUACCAGCGCCGUUCCGCAGCAGCCGCAGCAGCCGUGGCAGCCGGCAAGCGGCGACGCGAAUCCAUCUACACACAGAAUCCCGCGCUGGCUGCCCGACGUGGCAGCAUGUAUCCACCGACGGCAGCCGCCCAGCUGGCCCAGAUGCAGCGACGCGGCUCCGGAUCCGCGGCAAUGGCCGCUGUCGCCGCACGCCGGGGCAGCCUGUUUCCGGCGACAAGCAUGGGCGGCGUGGGUGCGACGCCCAGACGCUCGAGCAUCUUCUCGGUGACCUCCGACAAGGACAUGGAUGUGCUGGAGCAGACCACCAUUGCGGAUCUCAUACGGGCCCUCGAGGUGGUACACACGCAUGCGGUGCUGGACGAGCAGCAGCAGCUGGUGGUGGGCAAUACCAAGCUCAGCAAGAAGCAACGCAAGAUGGGCAACGCCGGACUCGAUCCGCCGCAGCUGCCACCGAUCCUCUCGCUCUUUGCCGGCGAUCAGACGCGCUCGCUGCAGGCAACGGCCGCGAAUCGUCUGUACGCGCGACGCUCCACGAUUGUGGGCACCAUGUCGCCGAUGAGCAGCAGCAGCUCACGACGUCCCUCCGGCGUACAGAUGAUGGAGCCACCGCCUAGCUAUACGGAAAAGCCGCUGGUUGGCGUUGCGUCCACAUCGACACCGACCGUCGGACAGUCCAAGUUCCGGCGUCGCUUCAGUGUGCGUCCGACGGCACUGCAGAUACCGCCUGGCCAGGCACCGCCGCCCGGCGUCAGUCUCAGCGAUGAGCCCAGUCCAGCGCCAUUGGUGCAGUCCAGCGCCUCCCAGACGGCUCUGCAGCGUCGCCUCUCGCUGCGUCCCUCGCCACUCGCCCGCGAGCUGUCGCCCACCUCGCCGACGGGCGCAUCCGGCCCUUUGGCAUCCGGCCCGGAUGAGGCGGCUCCCUCGGCGGCCCGACUGCUGCCCACGUCCUCCAUCAGCAGGCCGAGCACGAGCAGCACACACUCGCCGCUCUCGAGGAUUGUGCAAAUCUCGCAGGCGCAGCGCAAGAGCAGCAUGCCCGAAGGAUUCCCUGGUGCCGGAGCACGCAAGCCAAGCGGAAAUGCAUCCGGAAGCGGAAGCGGUAGUGCCGGCAACGAUAAGUGA